This is a messenger RNA of Chlamydomonas reinhardtii, 1522 nucleotides long. RefSeq lists its product as uncharacterized. NCBI's taxonomy places the organism in Eukaryota, Viridiplantae, Chlorophyta, Chlorophyceae, Chlamydomonadales, Chlamydomonadaceae. Bases 470 to 679 code for a protein of 69 amino acids. The record is from RefSeq and is a predicted model, not a curated record. The transcript has a single exon.
CCCACAAGGCGUGUCAGAGCAAGAGUCGCAGAGUUCGCGGUUUCUACACCGAUGGUCGCGCUGGCUGGCUCAUAGAGUUUGCUGACGCGCAAUCCUCACGCUCCCGGCGCCCGGCCAGGCGAUAGCACCACGCAGACAAUGUGCGAUGCCACACAGUGCGCGACGCAGGGUUGCAGACCACCUGCAAUCCAGCGACUGGCGUCCACGUACGAGCGCUGACGACGACAACCAACGCAAUGUGAGCAGCGUGCAGCAAGGCAGUGGCUGGGCGACAGUGUGACAAGCAGGGGCAAGGACAGGGCGCGGCACGGCAGAAGAGGGGACCCGAACGUGUGGGGCGUAACGCAGCCUGCGUGGUGGGGGUGGGUCAAGUCCUUCGGGCCGAUGGGCUUCAAGCAGGGUCGUCAGCGACCAGCGGCCCGAAAGGCCAAACCACCGAACGACUGCCACUUUUCGCCCUGCUGGUGAGAUGCUGCUGGGGCACAAGCGACCUGCAUCGCUGCAGACUGGGGGCGGCGGCGGCGGCGGCGGCGGCGGCGGUGGCGGCAGCGGCAGCGGCAGCGGCAGCGGCAGCAGCGGGGGUGCAUGCGCGCAUCUUGGUAGCGGGGGGGGCGGGAAAGGCCAUGUGGAGGAGGAGAGCGCAGCGCCGCCCAAGAAGCGGCGCAAGCGCGCAGGCUGAGGAGCCGGCUGGCGGGUGGGGCGGUAGCGGUCCGCGGUGGGGCUGGCAGGGCAUGCGUAGCGGCAUGACAAGUAGUGCGGCUGUUGACAACUGUGCUGCGUCUGGCUGCGGUUGGCUCUGCUGUGGCAUCGCGAUUGCUAGGCACCUGGUUUGGUAUGUGCCUGUGGAAACCGACCCCGGCUAUGUCCGGGCGAUGAGGUAGUUCGGCCUCAGACUGUGGAGGGGCUCAGCCCCUUUCCCCGUGACCGGGGAACACUUGUCGCCCUGCGACAGCUGCCCCUGGCGCCGAGCACAGCAGGGCGCCCAGCGCCCCUGGCGGCCUGGCCCAGCACGUGCGCUCCGGUCAACGGGCCGUAGCACGGACGAGUGCCGGGGGAUGGCCACGGGGAAUGGCUGACUGUAUUCAUUGCACUGAUAAUCCAGUCUUGAUGGAAGUCAUGGAACGGCCUGUGGUGGCAUCCCAUAAUUGCCCUGAGACGGGGAAUGGGCCUCUUUCCAGUGGAUUUAGUGGCUCCUUGGUUAGUCGCUCACUAAAGUCCCACCGGACACUAAAUGUUGCACUAAAGCAUUCAUGUUUACAGCCAGCGACUUUAGCGCUCCGCUUGGCACACGCGCGUCCAUGCUCAAACCCGAUUCUUAGUGCUCAGCACAAUAUUCUCAUGCUGGAUAAUGCUGUUGGGAUGACGGGUCAGCUCAUUUCGGCCGACGGGCCCGAUACACAUGCGCGAUGGCGGAACAAACGUUGCAAAACUGCGCUGGGAGAGCCCGGGACGCACUCUGGGGUGUUAAUCUAAUCCAUCUGUACGUAUUUAUUAUGGCGGAACGAUGUAAACAACCCGAAGU